Messenger RNA from Manis javanica (Malayan pangolin), 3174 nucleotides. It is a transcript of the gene LAYN, whose product is annotated as layilin. NCBI's taxonomy places the organism in Eukaryota, Metazoa, Chordata, Mammalia, Pholidota, Manidae. Gene Ontology annotation, biological process: positive regulation of axonogenesis. The record is from RefSeq and is a predicted model, not a curated record. Gene Ontology annotation, cellular component: cytoplasm.
CCAUCAGUGACGUCCCGGUGGGUGGAGGGGCGACGGGCUGACUCUGAGCCUUCGACGCUUCCUCAGGGUGCCAAAUUCGUCGGUCCUCAGGAGAUGGUGCUGCGACCCUUGCACUUGUGCACCCUGGUGCCGGUUUGCCCGCCCAAGCCUGGCCAUGCAGCCGCGAGCCGUGCUGCGCGCCGCGCUGCUGGUGUGGCUGCUCGUGGGGCCCCGUCGCGCCACCGGACGCCUGCGGAGCGGACAGCCAGUCUGCCGGGGAGAGACACAGAGGCCUUGUUAUCAAGUCAUUUACUUCCACGAUACUUCUCGAAGACUGGACUUUGAGGAAGCCAGAGCAGCCUGCAGGAGGGCCGGGGGCCAGCUAGUCAGCAUUGAGUCUGAAGAUGAGCAGAGACUGAUAGAAAAGUUCAUUGAAAACCUCCUGGCAUCAGAUGGCGACUUUUGGAUUGGGCUUAGAAGGCAGGAAGAGAAACAAAGCAAUAGCACCGCCUGCCAGGACCUUUAUGCUUGGACAGAUGGCAGCCCUUCAACCUUCAGGAACUGGUACAUGGAUGAGCCUUCCUGUGGCAGUGAGGUCUGUGUGGUUAUGUACUAUCAGCCGUCUGCACCUGCUGGCACUGGUGGCCCCUACAUGUUCCAGUGGAAUGACGACCGAUGCAACGUGAAGAACAAUUUCAUUUGCAAAUAUUCCAGUGAGAAACCAACAGCUCCUAAAAGGCCUGGAGGGGUAAAAACAGAGCCAGCAAUACCCAUACUUCCAGAAGACACAGAGAAAGAAGAUGACAAAGAAACAUUUAAAGCAAACAAAGAAGCUGCCUUGAAACUUACCUACAUCCUAAUCCCCAGCAUUCCCCUUCUCCUCCUCCUCGUGGUCACCACAGUUGUAUGUUGGGUUUGGGUCUGUAGAAGGAGGCAAGUAAAACCUUCAUCAUGUAAAUCUUUGAAAUGGGAGCAGCCAGGCCCCAGCACAAAGGGGCAGCAUGCCAUCUGGCCCUCUCCUCACCAAGGAAACAGCCCGGACCUAGAGGUCUAUAAGGUCAUACGGAAACAAAGCGAGGCUGAUCUGGCUGAGACCCGGCCAGACCUGCAGAACAUUUCAUUCCGAGUGUGUUCAAGAGAAGCCAUUCCCGAUGACAUGUCUUGUGACUAUGACAACAUUGCUGUGAACCCAUCCGAAAGUGGAUUUGUGACUCUGGCAAGCAUGGAGAGUUGCUUUGUGACCAAUAACAUCUAUGUGUUCUCCCAAGACCGAGUGGGGAGAAGCGAGGAGUCUGGAUGGGUAGAAAAUGAAAUAUAUGGUUAUUAGGACACACGAAAAAACUUGAACUGACAAGAAUGGGAAAGAAAAGAGAAGCAAAAUUCUCUUAUUUUCUAUAAGAGAAAUACUUACAAGUUCUAUGAAGAUGUUCAGAUCAGGCCCUGGGGGUGAGCAUGUGAUCCGCAUUAGCUCCUGUUGGGUCCCCAGGUUUGGGUAUAUCCCUUAUCCCAGCUUCUCACCCAGGUCACCCUUACGAGAAAGCACCUUGCCCUGGCACACAGUAGAAAAUGAACAUCGACUGAUGGGUUAUGUCUGACUUUCAGGGGCUGGGGCUUUCAUUGGCAAGGGCAGGUUGUGGCUGUGGGAAUCAGGAAAACCAUCUCUAGUUUUGUUUUUCUUGCUCUAUACAGCAGCGCACAGAAUCACGAAGAGAAAGAAAUUACAGAUCUUUUCAAAGCCCAUGUAUGCUGGCCAUUGGGUGGCAAUUCUUAUAGCAAGUCAAAUAAAAAGCAGGAAGCAGAACAUUAGUCAGUCUGUGUCUACAGCUCUUCCUUUGCAUGGCCUCAGGGGACCUUUAUUUCUUUCUCUUGACAUCCAAACUUGAACAUAUUCAACUUGAAAAUAGUUUAGAAACUAAACUUAAAUUUGAGUCUUGGUCUCUAGGCUGAUCUGUGUUCCCAGGCCCAAUGUUGCAUGUUGUUCUGUUUGUGUUCCUUUUAUUGCAGUGUGGAGAUAACACUACUACUAAUCAUGAUUGCAAUUUUUCCUUUUUGUUUUAAAUAUAUUUUUUUGUCUAUUUCAAACACUUUUAAAUUCAAAUCUGAGAAAACUUUCUUGGCCUAACAUCAGUCACACUUUGAAGGUCCUGAAGGCUAUUAUUUUUAUCACCAGCAACCUCCCUCUUAUUACUUUAGUCUUUCCUCAUAUAUCCUAUUUUUUAAGAGUUUUGUAACUUUGCCUCACAUAUGGAACCCCAAACUCUACACAGUUAAAUAGUCUGGGUCAAACUAGCAUCAGAUGCAGUUGGAUUAUAAUGAUUGCCCAAUCACCUGCCAUGCUGGGGCAGAGAACAGGGUGGAUAACGAAAACAUUCAUGCCUGCUUUGGAGAAGUGUGUUUUGUGAAACGACAAUAUCUCAAGCAAAAGCAGUGACUACGUGUUCUGAAGGACUGAUUCAUUGCUCCAAAACACUGACUUUUCCAUUUUGUUUUUGAUGUCCUGGCUCUGUAGUCUGUCCUUGGGCCUCCCCUGUCUCUGUCUACUCUGGCUUUUAUCAGGCUGCAAAGUCCAAGGAGGUAGGGAUCCUCCCUGCCCCAGUGUUGUACCUCCUGCACCUAAGACAGCACCUUUGCACAGACUAGACCAUCAGUAUUUAUUGAAAGGAUGAACAAUUCAUCUUUCAGGUUGAUACAAAAUAGCCUAAAUACAUCUGGUUAAAAGUCUGUAGGACCUUUUUUCUUACACUCCACCUGGAUGGGGGAGGUAAAUGAAUUAUUUUAAUUUGAAAAGCAUUCCUAUUGCUGUGGAGGAAAGAACCGUAGUUAUAAGUAGACAGAUGCUGGCAAAUCAUGUUAGUAAUUUACUUUAUGUCACUAAAUCUUGAAAUGAGGUUUUAAACUAUAAUCAGAGUACACCCUUCAGCAUCUUUCUUUGUCAUUAGUCUGUCUCUACUGAGACCCACAGAUCUCUGCCUUCUGUCUAACCCAGCAUUUAAAUCAUUUAAUUUCUGGUUUUCCUUCUCAUAUUUACUAGCCUGAAUUUAUCCAACUCCAUUUCCACCUCUGAUGAUUAUUCCACCUCACUUAUUUAACAAACAUUUGUUAAGUGUUAAAUGUUUGUUAUGUUCAAAUUGAACAUUGAACCUAUUCAUCCUGUUAUCAUAUGAAAAUUGAGUAAACUUCUUUCAUCAUUUAAAA